UUGACCUCUGAGAUAAUGCGACCUACGUGUGGCCGUAAUGAGAUAAUUUUCUAGUUUAGACGGUUACUGGACCUCGACGAACAAACAGUGUGAGUUUAAGUGUAAAGAUGUGUACGUUACUUGUUAUUUUCGUGAUUGCUGUCGGGGCGAGUCAAGGACAAACAACACACAAGCCAAUAUAUUGUUCAAGGAUUCCUGAUAAUGCUUUGCCUUGUAUGGGAAACCCGCAACUUGUGGCCAAGGAGCUAUCAUCGCAGUGUUCUCGUGAGGAGGCCGAUGCUGCGUGUAACAAGUACACGUGCACACUGAAUAACGCCGGUUGGCUGGACGAAGGCACGCAGAAGAUCAACAAGAAGAAAGUGGAGGCGUAUUUCGACCAAUACGCCAAAGACCACCCUGGCUUCAGCGCCGCAGUUCUGGCCCUGAAGACUUCGUGCUUGUCCGGCAGUUUGCCACCGCAAGGAGUCCACCUGGACUGCCCAGCUUAUGAUCUCAGUCAUUGCAUCUUCGCUAGUUUUCUGAAGAAUUCUGGUUCCCAGUGGCUGCAAUCAGAAGCGUGUCAGAGCACCAAGAGGCAGGUGGAGAGUUGCCCCUCCUGCCCCGAGGAGUGCUACGCCCCGGCCAUACCCAUCGGCUCCUGCAACGCUUGCUACGCCACACCCCCCACUUCUGGCUAGACUUGGAUGUAAUAAACGGCUUUUUAAAGAAAA
Molecule: messenger RNA, 710 nt
Organism: Plodia interpunctella (Indianmeal moth)
Lineage: Eukaryota; Metazoa; Arthropoda; Insecta; Lepidoptera; Pyralidae
Exons: 5
Coding region: 108-677 (189 amino acids)
Source: RefSeq, a predicted model, not a curated record